Botrytis cinerea B05.10 is the source of this 1233-nucleotide messenger RNA. RefSeq lists its product as hypothetical. NCBI's taxonomy places the organism in Eukaryota, Fungi, Ascomycota, Leotiomycetes, Helotiales, Sclerotiniaceae. The transcript is spliced from 3 exons. The record is from RefSeq and is a predicted model, not a curated record. The coding region runs from base 205 to 1017 and encodes 270 amino acids.
GAGUAGGGGUGUCAUCUCAAGAAAUCCUCAGAAAGUUGACUGUCUAUCUUGGCCGGCCAAAAUUCGGCAAUCGAUCAAGUGAGCUUCUUCACAACUAAAUUGAUUAAAGCAAAUGAAUUGAGUGAGAUUGGCAUUUAGAUGAGACAAAUCCUCGUUGAAAGCAUUUCCUAGAAAUCUCGCAUACACAUCCAGUAAUAAUUUCUAAUGUCUCAAUUUUCAGUCUCAUCCCCAACCUAUCAAAAGGCGCGAACAUCCGGGAAGCAGUUACUGACAUACAUAAAGUGUAAUAAUCCACGAGAAAAAGAUUACCCAAAACAAAGCCUGCUUCGUAAUUAUAAAGCCUUGCUGGACAACAACUGGAACGCCGAGGAAGAAACAUCUAUGGCCAUGGCUGUGAUACAGCCACUAUAUGUGUAUCUCAAUGUUUUGAAUAUUCCCACGGGUGUAGAGUCAUGGGAAGCAUUUGAAAUUGUACAUAAAAAGGAAAACUUCGACCUUGAUGAUCUGAAGGGGCCAAUACCUCAUUAUGCUUUAGCCAUGAACUUCACACACGGCGUAAUAGUAGCAUACAACUCCAUGAGCCCGUACCAAGCUGAGCUCCUCAAAGAUGUCAAAUCUCCUAUCAUCCCUGACCUCAGUAGAUGGUCAGAUAUUGCAUAUCUGCAAUGGGCGGAGGUCUGCAAAUCUCAUGGCACUGAAAUGAGCAAUCUGAAAUACGUCAUCCGACAUCAUGUAACGAAUCAGAUAACAUCACAAGUCAUAAAAGAAGUGUUGGAGAAAAGAGGAGAAUCGCUCACGCCAUCGGGAUGUGUGGUGUCAAUGGGGGAUGGCAAUGGUCAUGGUACUGCAUUAUUGGGCACCCCAAAUGGAAAAGGAGUUGCUUGGCUCCUGGCUCAACAUAAAGAGACCUUCAAAGACAUGACAAUUAUCAGCGUGGAGAUAUUCUCGAGUAAAUCUAGAGACCCAGCUAAUAAGUCUCCGUUGUUCAAUCUCAGUUUUCGAAUUGGCCAAGAAUGAUCUAGACAUUACGUCUCUGUUAUCUGAUUGAAACUGGCUCGAUCAUUCAGAUAUGUGGGAAUAGCGAAGGAGAGAGAGUUUCGACAUGGAAACAAUACAUGUAUGUAGUUUCUAUACCGAGACAUUAGAUAAAAUGCACUGUUUCAUUUACAGAGUCAGAUUUCCAACGGCAGUGAAUUACUCUUUAAAAAGAAAUUCUCGUAUUUAGUCCUCACA